GGGCCACGCAAGUCCUCAUACAGCUGUUACCCGCUUCACCAAAUCCAUAUUUGUAUCAGUCAAAACUUGAAAACAAGUAAAUAUACACAUUGAUUGGUCCACGUGUACAGAACUUUCAACUUCUGUAGUAAAAUCUAGCCGUUUGCCGUAAGCUCUCUCCUUUUCCCCACUUUCUGUUUCCGCCAUUGCAUUCCAAAAAGGAAAAGCAAGAAAAGAAAAAAUAGAAAGAGAAGGAUUUCUCUAAAGAACUUUCUGGAAAUGGGGAAACUCAUCUGCGACUCAACAACGUCGUCGCCGGUAGUUACAUGGAGGGAUCCUACCUCAACUCCGUCAUCCCUAGAUUCCAUCGAUCUCGUUGACCACUCAUCUCCGGUGGCGGCCACCACAGGUGCCGUCGUCGCCGUUGACGCCUAUUCAUGGGAAAAUGUUUCAGCUUUAGAGGAGCAGCAGAGAAAGCAUUUGAUAAAGAUUCAGUCCAAGGGAGUGCUGUGGAAAAAUCCCCGGGAUCAGAGCGUUUCUAUGGUUUUCCGUCUGAGCUACGGCGGAGAAGUCGAGGCAGACGGAAACUGUCUUUUUACUGCUUGUGCCAAAUCAAUGGGGCUGGCGACGGUGUCGUAUGCCAGAGAUCUGAGACGGCGGACAGUGCGGAGGUUCUUGGAAGAUCUUGGAUCGGCGAGCAACGAGGAUAAAGAAGUGAUUGGAUCUGCGAUUAAGCACAUGUAUUCUCCCGAUCUGAAAUCUGGGUGGGGCAUUCAUGUGGUUCAAGAGUUGAAGCUGUUAGCUAACAAGGAUGAUCGACAGGUUCUGGACUCGGCUAUUACCGAGCUUGUUCAGCUAGGGAUGGAGCGAGAAUUGGCUGCUGAGUCUAUAUACAAAGAGAGGUGCAUAGCUGUGGAUGAUGGCCCAAGUUGGGCCAAGUACAUGUCAAUCUCUGGUUCACCUGAUGAUGAAUAUGAUAUCAUCACUUUGCAGUAUACUGAGGAAGGUUUAUUAACUGUAGAUGAGAAUAGUAAUGGUCAUGCGGCUGCAUUUGGAGACGAUAUAGCAAUUGAGUGUCUUGCAACCGAGUUUAAAAGAGAGAUCUUUGUGGUGCAAGCACAUGGAUCUGAUGCAAUGGUUGAUGAAGAAAACUGUGUCUUCUUUCUCCCGCAUCGUCCAAGAUGUGAAAUAUGUGAACCUCCUUUCUUCCUUUUCAUGAAGGGAACAGGUUGGUGUGGUGCUGGGGCUGACCAUUAUGAGCCUUUGAUUGCUUCUCCUUCCGGUUAUGUUUCCCAGGAAAAGGUAGCAUUGGUACUGUAGGUCAUUAGUUGGGGUAUUCUUGUGCUUAGAGAGGUAGUACUAGUUAUUCAAAGAGAAUUGUUUCUCUCCCCAGGAUAUUUUCUUUUCAAUUGGAAAGAUGUUCCCAAUUCUUUUUUAGGUUAAAGGAGGAAGAUGUCCAAUUGGGACUUCAAACUUUUGUUGAGGUUAUGUAGGAUUGGUCUAUUUUGAAGUCCAUCAGGCAGCUGCUUUUAGUUUGGUUAUAUUUAGUGGUGUUGCGGCUCUUUUUGUUGUGCUUUUUUUUGAGGCUAGUUGUAGUUUGCUGCUGGGGGUACUAUUCGUUUGAGAGCUGGAAUAGUACAUUUAUAUUGCUGUAAUUCAUGCUGAAUUCCAAUCUUGAGAAGGAAAUGGCUUCUCUCUAUCCAUUGCAAAUGCAGUUCCUGUUUUUCUUUUUUC
Molecule: messenger RNA, 1713 nt
Organism: Capsicum annuum
Lineage: Eukaryota; Viridiplantae; Streptophyta; Magnoliopsida; Solanales; Solanaceae
Exons: 4
Coding region: 259-1299 (346 amino acids)
Source: RefSeq, a predicted model, not a curated record